UCUCGGUCGGUGCGCUGAGGUACACAUCUAUUUCAUCUGUUCAUUUGGCGCCGCCUACAUACCUAAUUACCCCAGGCAGAUGGGUAGGAUGGAGGUAUGUAGAUAAAUACCAAGCAGGAUAGUUCAAAACAGAGUUUAGAUCACAUCGUGGAUAUUAGGAUUAAUUCAAUGUUGGACAUCUGUUCCCAUUCUGCGGAGGGCCCGAGAUCUUGGCGCGUCUACAUAACAUGUACUCCACCAACAGUCAUAUUUCUUCAGGCAACAACAAGACAAAGACAAGCAUUACUAGUCAUUCCUCUCUACAUGCUCUACAUAACUCCCUCGCAACACCUCAUAGUAAAAAAUGACCAAACGCCGCAGCCCAUUCGACCUCCACCUCGAAGACGAAACAAUCGACCUACCUAACGGCGACAGAUGGAAACUAGGAAAGAGAAUAGCCCAAGCUGCAUACGAUCGCGACAGUCCUUAUCACGAGAUUCGCCAAAUUUACGACUGUGUGCAGGUCACUCCCGAUACUGGCCACGAAGCUGUUCUCAAAAUUCGCGCUCAAAUGUCAGCAGAUAGGCUCGUCCACCCCGAUCCCGCCACUCGCGCAAUAGAAGCAGAUCCAAGACGCUCCCCCAUGGCUGUAACCGAAUGUUGUGCUCUGGACCAGUUAUAUGAGAAGAACUGUGCUUCCACAGCGCGUCUGAUAUACUGGUGUUGUGGCACGCAGACAGAAAACCUGUGGGUUCCUAACGGGUGUAUCACUUUUAUAUUUAUGGAGAGGCUGUCGGGGACUGAUAUCUGUGACUUUUGGGCAUUUGAGCGCGGAGAACGAGAUCGGGUACGAGGGGCUUUCAAGGAGGCUUUUUUAGACCUCAUCCGCUGUGGCAUCCACCACGGAGACCCCGGCUUUCGGAAUAUAAUCUGGGAUAGCGAAAAGGGGAAAUGCUAUUUGAUCGACUUCGAUAAUUGCUACUUUGUUUCAGAAGAGAGUGCGAAGGAUUUCUACUUCGGGAGCAAAUAUACGUCUAUCUUUUACGAGUGGGGGCUAGAUAAUCGUGAGAUGGAUGAGACGGAUUAACUCAGGUAGGUAUUGGGCUAUCUAUAAGAGAAGUCUACUUGAGUCUAGCGGUAAUUUAUUGACUACAUUUUUCAUGGCUUGCAAUUAGAUGUUACUAUUUUUUCCAGCUACCGUCCCUGAGGUAGAUGCCUAGGUAAGACAUCCAACGAUUGAUAGCACUAUAUAUCUAGAGGCAAAACCAGACAUAUCGUCAAGAACCAAAGCAUUGG
Molecule: messenger RNA, 1275 nt
Organism: Aspergillus campestris IBT 28561
Lineage: Eukaryota; Fungi; Ascomycota; Eurotiomycetes; Eurotiales; Aspergillaceae
Exons: 4
Coding region: 344-1066 (240 amino acids)
Source: RefSeq, a predicted model, not a curated record